Messenger RNA from Trichogramma pretiosum, 2374 nucleotides. RefSeq names its product serine/threonine-protein phosphatase 2B catalytic subunit alpha isoform-like. Gene Ontology annotation, cellular component: cytoplasm; calcineurin complex. The record is from RefSeq and is a predicted model, not a curated record. The coding region runs from base 86 to 2290 and encodes 734 amino acids. Gene Ontology annotation, biological process: calcineurin-mediated signaling. Gene Ontology annotation, molecular function: calmodulin binding; calmodulin-dependent protein phosphatase activity. The transcript has 8 exons. Lineage: Eukaryota; Metazoa; Arthropoda; Insecta; Hymenoptera; Trichogrammatidae.
UCGAAAUAUUCGUACACAGUGUGUCCACGCGCGUGUCAGCGAGUCAACGUAACGAUUUUCGUGCAAUACAUAAUAAACACGCGCAAUGGAAGAUACUUCGAAAUCUGCAGCUCGAACCGAAGGCGACGAGGAGGAGCUGGAGGACGAGGAAGAGGAGGAUGAGGAGAAUCAGGAUCAGGAGACGAUCGGCUCGAUGGGCGAGAUCGAGGAGAUGAGGUACAUACACUCGCCGCAGGAUCGCGAUCUGUGGAAUUUGACCCUGCCCUCGGGAUUUUUGAAUCGAUUGUCCUCGCUCAGCCUUGUGGAAGAUAAAAGCAACGUCGAAUCUGAAGCAUCGGAGGUCGACAACUUAAGCUUGCUCAACGUAUCGGACCUGAGCGUCGAGCAGAUAGAGCCAACACCGAAAAAGCGAGAAAAAAGCAUCGUUCUGUCGAGCAGCGAGGAGACGUCCCCCGACGUCGUUUACCUGGGCAAACGUCGCCGACAGUCUUGCGAGGAGGACGCCGACGACGAAAACGAUGAGAGCCCCGAAAACGCCAGCAGCAGCUGCGGCCAGUACGACGAGGAGACGGACCUCAGCAAAUUCGUCAUGGGCUACUGGCGCAAUUCCGAGGAGGAGGGGCAGCUCGGGCUCGAUCUGCCGGAUCGGCAGAUCCUCGACGACGAGGAUAACGUCGACGACGACGGCGACGACGAGGAGGAGGAGGAGGAGGAAGAUCUCGAUACCACCGCAGAAGUCACGCAGGAGACGUUUCUCACGGCUAGCGACGAGUGGCUGACCGACUCGCCGGUCAAAGUUCAUCUGCCCUCUUGCAGCAGCAGUUGUUGCGCAGAAGAGCAGCCCAGCACCACCGAAAGGGCUAUGAAGAACGUUCCAGGACCAGCGCAAAACCGACUGACCGAGGGAGAGAUCUUCGACAGCGAGACCGGCUUGCCGCGCCUCAAGCUGCUGCGCGAUCACUUGCUGCGCGAGGGAAGAUUGGAGGAGUCGGCGGUGCUGCGCAUCGUCAAGCAGGGCGCCGAGCACUUCGCCCGCGAGCCCAACCUCAUCAAAGUUCCCGCUCCCGUCACGAUUUGCGGCGACAUUCACGGCCAGUACUUCGAUCUCAUGAGGCUCUUGGAGCUCGGCGGUUCGCCCACCGACACCACCUACCUGUUCCUCGGCGACUACGUCGAUCGGGGCUGCUUCGGCAUCGAGUGCGUCCUGUACCUCUGGUCGCUCAAGUGCUGCCACCCCGACACCUUCUUCUUGCUGCGCGGCAAUCACGAGUGUCGCCACCUCACCGCGUACUUCACCUUCAAGCGCGAGUGCGAGGUCAAGUACUCGCUCCAGGUCUACGACGCCUGCAUGCUGGCCUUCGACGCUCUGCCGCUGGCCGCCCUCAUGAACGGCCAGUUCCUCUGCGUGCACGGCGGACUGUCGCCCGAGAUCCUGAAAGUCGAGGACAUCAAUAAAAUCGAGAGAUUCAAGGAGCCGUCGUCGCACGGCGCCCUCUGCGAUCUGCUCUGGUCCGAUCCCGAGGAGCACUACGACGACGGAGCGCAGAAGGAUUUUUACGCGUACAAUUCGACGCGCGGCUGCUCGUAUUACUACAGCUACGCGGCCGUGUGCGACUUUCUCGAGCGCAACGGCCUGCUGGGAGUGAUAAGGGCUCACGAGGCGCAGGACGCCGGUUACAGGUUAUACAGGGCGACGAGCAACAAGUUCCCGUCGCUCCUGACGCUGUUCAGCGCGCCGAAUUAUCUCGAUGUCUAUGGCAAUAAGGCUGCCAUACUGGUGUACUCGAACAACAAUCUUAACAUAAAGCAGUUCGACGCUAUGCCGCAUCCCUACUGGUUGCCCAAUUUCAGCAACGUCUUCGAAUGGUCCAUACCGUUCGUUGGCGAGAAGGUGACGGACAUACUGCUCGCCGUACUGAACAUCUGCUCUGAAGAGGAGAUAAGUCAAGGCGAGGACGAUUCCCUCAAUGAUUCACAAGGAAUGUCGACUGCCAGUCGUAGGGACAUAAUAAAAAAUAAAAUUAAAGCCGUUGGAAAGAUGUCGCGCAACUACUCCUUACUCAGGGAGGAGAGCGAAACGAUCAUGCAGUUGAAAGGCUUGUCACCCAAUGGCUUGAUGCCACCUGGAACACUGGCCGAGGGCAAGGAAGGCCUGAAACGAACUCUAAGAAAACACCUGACGUUCGACGAAAUCAAAAAGCUGGACGCGUCAAACGAGUGCAUGCCACCCUUGCCGCCAGAGCUGAGCAGCAGUGCCUCGCGACAAUUCCAGUCAAGAAAAAGUAUUUAACGUUUAUGUUAUGAUUAAUGCGAUUAUAAAAAGCUGUAUAGCUUUUUCUCAGUUGAUCAAUAAAAAUAAAAUUUUAAAAUUUUA